Molecule: messenger RNA, 1101 nt
Organism: Zygotorulaspora mrakii
Lineage: Eukaryota; Fungi; Ascomycota; Saccharomycetes; Saccharomycetales; Saccharomycetaceae
Gene: RFM1
Product: Rfm1p
Exons: 1
Coding region: 1-1101 (366 amino acids)
Source: RefSeq, a predicted model, not a curated record
AUGUUGAGAAUUGUUCCCUCAGAAAUUGAGACCAUAAAACAGGAUAGCAUGGAAGGCGUCAAUAAUAAUGAAAAUAAUAUUCCUUCAAAGGGUUCAUAUCCAGAUGUUGAAAAAGAUUAUACGACUGUUAACAAUGCUGGAGUAAAUUCUAUGGUCGAAGAGGGUAAAGCGAAUAACGAGUCUACUGGAGAAAAGACGAGUGGGGCCGCAAUUUGGAAUAAUUUAUUUAAAGCUAAUAAAAUACGCGAUGAACUUCAAACACAAAUCAGAUUAUACGCCGAAAAGAUCAAGCCAAUUGAAUUUGAAUCAUAUCACGAAUAUUUUCUCAUAAAAACAUUUAAAAAGGGUAAGUCCGCUAGUGGGCAUGUUGAUAUUGACAGUUUACGAAGAAGAAAUUCCAGCAUAUAUUACAAAAAGAUUAAAAUGCCUGAAUACACAGCUCCUGGAGGUUAUACAAACUCCUCUGGAACAUCAUCUAACAAUUUGUUAUCUGAAGAGGAAGACGAGGAAGACCAGGACGAUGCAGAUUUUUGUGUUGGAAGCGGCAAAGGUGAUGCCAGAUCAUAUCCAGAUGACUUAUAUGGCGACCUCGGUGACAAUGUAGGGCCUGCAAGGAAAAGAAGAACAAGGGCACAGCUUGCUGCCCAAAUUGAAAAGGAUGAAGUAGAAAAUGCGGUCUCUCUUAAAAGUGAGGAUGCUCAAAGUAAAAAAUCCCCUAAUCGUGAUGUAUCAUACUUAAAUAUUAGUACAAACAAUGACUCGGAGAAUCCAAGGAGAAGAUCAUCAAGAUUAUCUCAAAAGUUUAGUGAAAGUAAAGAAGCCUCUUCUAGUCCAGAUACUCAGCCAGACGAUCGCACCACAAACAUUCGGGAUCUAUAUGAGUCCCUAGUACCAAAAGUACGCCAGCCAUAUAGGAGGUCUGAUUGGAUAUUGCCUUCGAAAUACAGAUAUACUCCUGAAAAGCAAAUGCGAACAAGGCCUGUAUAUGAGAAGGUAAAGAUAAACGAACUCGUUGCUAGUGAAAAAAUACGAAACGUUCUAUCAAGAUUUGAAGGUGGUGUUGCUGGUGUAAGGAAAAGAGGUUGGAAUACAGUCAGUUGA